UGCUUCAUUUUUUAAUUUUCAUGACACACAACUAAUUAACUAUGCUCUGCUAGUGGCGAGUAAUAAUUUCUUUUAAUGACGUGAAGAAAAAUCUUUUGACAUGUCUUUUUGUAGAGCUUAUGCAACACACUUGACUCGCUAAUAGAUAAACAUUUGUAAUUAAAUCAUCUCCAUCCAUUACAAACAAAAUUAGAUAAGAACUGUAUUACGCAGGGUCUUGUCUGAAAAUAUGAUUCAAUUCCAUUUCAAGGUAAUUAGCCGUCAAAGUUGGUCAUCAAGGUAAUGACUUAUUUGCAGAAUCGCAUUAAUAAUAGAGAAAGUGUUUGUGUGCCAAAAUUCCAUUGCGCGUUUAAUUCAAAGUGCAAAAACACCGAAUCAACCGGGCGUAGUGGGUUUAAAAGUUGGAAACAAAGACGGUUAAUGCUCGUGCGAGUUUUUUAACUUAUAAUUACAUUUAAAUUUAAUUCGUGUGUGUAUGUAGUUUUAUUUACAUAAACUUAUAAUCAACUAGGAAGGUUUAUUGACUACAACAAAGCAAAACAACAUGAGGAAGAAGCGCUCUGUAUAUAAGUGAACUUUAACCACAAUCUAAUCUUGUAAGCUCUGAAUUGUUAGGCAAGCAAUUUUCCAGUUUUAUAGUAAUCGUUAAUAAGUCAAUUAGUUCGCUUCACGUAUUCAUGCCAGUCUCGAUGAACACCCCUUAAAGUGCACCCGUCAUGGAGGUUCUUUUAAAUUUAGCAGCACGUUUCACUCCCUCCAAAGGCGCGGUUACAAAUAGUAUAAGUGAUAAAGCAUGCACGGUUAAUUUAUUUAAACAUGUGAGCGGUGGUUGUGCUAAAAAGGAUGAAUCGCUUCCGGUGGAUAUACGCUUUGAAAACCUCAAAAUCUCAGUUUCGCUUGGUUUUCGCAAAGGAAUGAAGCAAAUUCUUCAUAAUGUCAAUGGGAAAUUUGCUUCGGGCCAGUUCAUCGCGAUUCUAGGACCAUCAGGCGCUGGAAAAACCACCCUCCUCGACAUUUUAAGCGGGUACAACGUGAAGGGGUUCAGCGGCACCGUAUACAACAACGACACAGUACGAGACGUUCAACUAUUUCGGAAAUUCUCCUGUUACAUCACGCAGGAGAACCAUUUGCAAAGUUUUCUUACCGUAUGGGAAAGUAUGGCGAUCGCCGCCGACUUAAAACUCGGACUUUACACAUCGCAGGAAAACAAAGACAUUAUCAUAAAGGAAAUUUUGGCAACGCUCUCUUUGGACACCUCGUCAAAUAUGCGAGUUUCUUGUCUUUCAAGUGGCCAGCAAAAGCGACUAGCAAUCGCCAUCGAAUUAAUCGACGAUCCAUCCGUCAUGUUUUUCGACGAACCCACUACGGGUAUCGACAGUUCCUCGUCGACACAAUGCCUCAGACUGCUACACCGCUUGGCACGAGAUGGAAAAACUAUCGUCUGUACGAUACAUCAGGCAUCGGCGAGUGCCUUGGAACUCUUUGAUGAGAUUUACAUAUUAGGGGAAGGACGUUGCGUUUACCAAGGGACCUCGAGGAAUCUCCUACAGUUUUUGGAUUCGGUAGAUCUUCCGUGUCCGAAGUACAAUCACCCAAUCGAAUACUUAAUGGAGUUAGUAUCAAGCGAAAACAAGCAGGAAAAUAUCACAAUUCUGACUAACAAGAUUGAAAAUGGAAAAUGCGACAAAUGGAAGCACGUGCCAAAAGUACCAAUGCAAUCGUUGGACGCCAUAAUAGUACAAAAAGACAUAGAAGAUGUGUUCAGGAACCGAAAGUGCGAGAGAGCCUCGUCGUUCCAUCAGUUUCGGGUGUUAUCACGAAGGUGUAUGCUUAGGUACAAAAGGGACACGAGGUUUGUGUACAUGCGCUUUUUGGCGAAUCUCAGCAUUGCGGCCUUGUAUUGCAUACUGUACUGGCAAAUUGGCUGGCAUGGAGCGAAAGUGCGUAAUAAUUACAAUUUGCUCUUUUGUAUUCUUAUACACAAUAUGGUAACAACAUUAAUCCUUGGCAUUCUCGCUGCCACAGCCGAAAUACCCACGAUUACCAAUGAGUACUUCAACAAAAGGUACUCGUUAAAAAUGUACUUUAGUGCAACAACCGUCUGCGAAAUACCUAUUUUGCUGCUAUGCUGCCUGGUGUUCACCGCAGUUGUCUACCCAGCAACCGGGCAGCCGUUGGAAAUCGAAAGGAUUGCAAUGUUCACAACAAUAAGCUUACAAUUAGUAUUAGUAUCUCAAAGCCUGGGAACCGCCAUAGGUACCGCCCUCAAUGUUAUGUAUGGCACCUUUUUGGGCUUCGCACUGUCAGCAAUGUCAGUUGUACUUUCAAACGUGGGAGAAAAUCUGCAAAACAUUCCUAUUAUAAUUUACUGGAUCAGCAAAUCCACAUUUACGAGGUAUGGAUUGGAAGGGAUGCUGAAUUCCAUUUACGGCUUCAAUCGGGAGAUAAUGUACUGCCCUGAUGACUCAUACUGCCAUUAUAAAUAUCCUGAGAAGUUCAUGCGCGACAUGGAGGUACCGCUGAAUAUGUUCUGGCAAUCCUUCAUAGUGCUAUGCUGUAAUUAUUUAAUAUUUAAGAUAGCGUCCUUUUUCCUUUUAAAAUGGAGAGUCUCAAAUAGAAAAUGCUUUUAGUCAAUUGUUGAUUGUUAUUAAUACUCGUAAAUACUCAGGAAACAUUUUUCAGUUGUAUAUAUUUUAUGACACGUGUGCGUCUGUGUGUGUAAAUGUAAAUAGGAACCAAUUAAAAGUUCGCAGUA
Photinus pyralis (common eastern firefly) is the source of this 2755-nucleotide messenger RNA. Its product is annotated as ATP-binding cassette sub-family G member 1-like. The record is from RefSeq and is a predicted model, not a curated record. The transcript is spliced from 8 exons. Gene Ontology annotation, molecular function: ABC-type transporter activity; ATP binding; ATP hydrolysis activity. Gene Ontology annotation, cellular component: plasma membrane. NCBI's taxonomy places the organism in Eukaryota, Metazoa, Arthropoda, Insecta, Coleoptera, Lampyridae. Bases 717 to 2630 code for a protein of 637 amino acids.